AAAGCGGCCAUCUGUAAGUUAGAGUGGCUUCCCCUGAAUUUCGCGCUAUAAGUUUACAAAAAAAAAAUGGCUGCUAUAGUAAAUGAGCAUGGUUGCAUCUGUUGGAAACAUCGCUAGUCUUCAUUUAUUACUGAAAAGUUUUGAUUCAAUUGUUUAAAAACAGAUAUCAACUGAACAAUAUACUGCCUGGAUCAUAUGUAGAUCUAUAAACGCUUGAGACAUUUUGUUAUGGCUGGAAUUAGAAGUGGAAGGAGACUAGUACAACUGUUACCAGUCAGAUUAUCUUUUGUCCCUGUCAGAAAUAAAAAAAUAAUUAAGUCAGAAUCACUCACUCUGUUUGAGUUAAAUAAGAAAGGGACAAGUUAUGAAUUACCUCCAGGUAAAAGAGAAAUGUUAAAUGUGGGUGAAGAGUUAAAACAAUGGUUCAGAGAAACAAAUGAAUUGAUUCAUAGGAAUCCAAUGCUGAAAUGUGAACAUGGAAAUUAUGAAGUCAUUUUUCGAUUCAACAAUCCAGCGGCUGUCAAGAGCUGGAUUGUGAGCACAGACAAGGAUAACGAUACUGGAAAAAGUAGUGCUGAGUUCACCUUCACAAAGAAUAGCACAGGUCUAUUUCAUGGCUAUCUCUCUAAAGAAGUGCCCAAGGAUGGGAAAACUAAAUAUGCUGGCUAUGCCAAUAUUACAUGUCCCAAGCCACUUAAAGCGUUCAAAAGAGAUACCAGUUGGGAUUGGUCACUUUUUAAUUGUAUGUUGCUCAAAGUCCGGGGUGAUGGAAGGCCUUACUCCCUAGUCAUUGGUUGCAAUUUUGAAUUUGAUAUCAACUGGCUGAACCGGUGGCAGUGUCCUCUGUAUACUAGAGGUGGGCCUUACUGGCAAUUAGCUAAGGUUCCUUUCUCAAAUUUUUUUUUAAGUCACCAUGGACGCAUUCAGGACAAGCAAGAGUACCCUGAAUUAACAAUUGUCAACAGCCUGGGCAUCACAGUAAUGGAUGCUGCAGAAGGACCAUUUGCCUUAGAGAUUGAAAGCAUAGCCCUCAUGUAUGAUAUGAAUCUCUCAGAUACAUCUAGAUAUGAAACUUAUCAUCUUAAAAAUUUCAUGGAUUGAUCACAGCUAGUAUUAAAAUAAGUAUAUACAAAAUUUA
Molecule: messenger RNA, 1138 nt
Organism: Physella acuta
Lineage: Eukaryota; Metazoa; Mollusca; Gastropoda; Physidae
Product: complex I intermediate-associated protein 30, mitochondrial
Biological process (GO): mitochondrial respiratory chain complex I assembly; mitochondrial electron transport, NADH to ubiquinone
Cellular component (GO): mitochondrion
Source: RefSeq, a predicted model, not a curated record